UCAAAGUCUAGGAAGAGAAAGAGAAAGUAAGAAAAGUAGUACAAAUACAAUCCAAAUUACAAAUUACAAACACUCAAACCCCCUCCAAAAAAAAAAGACAAUAAACAAACCCAAAAGUAAAAGAAAGAAAAAAGAGUACUCUAAUCAACUAAACCAAAUCUCCCUCCCUCCAUUCCUUUUAGUAUUAGUAUUUUCUACCUUCCUCCUUUCGUUGUGUUUUGUGUGAAAAUGUAUCUUACAAUUUUGAAUCUCCUUUGACUGUUUUUCUUCCCUUUUCAAACACUGCUACUAGAGAGAGAAACUGGAGAGAGAAACAUAACGGCGUCGGAGAAAAGGAGAGCGAGUCAAAUGUGAUGGGAAGCGGCUUCUCUCACCUCAUUCCAUGUCUGAAACCUGACUAUUACAACAACAAUCAUACACUUAAAACCGACGAAAACAGUACCCAUAUUCAUCUUGGUACCCACCCGGACCCGGUUCUUUUUACCGCGGAACAACCUUUAGACGAAACCCUAGGACACUCUUUUUGUUACGUUCGUUCUUCUGCUCGUUUUCUUUCUCCUACUUCAUCCGAUCAUUUUCUUUCUCCUUCUCAUUCUCUUCGUUUUGACGAUAGAUCCGACCCCAUUCGUUCUACUGGUUUUCGGACCAUUUCUGGAGCUUCAGUUUCAGCUAAUACUUCAACACCUCGUACUGUUGAAGUUGAAACUUCUAGCUCUCUAGUUUACGGCUCCAACUCGAUUGUUAACGGUUUUGAUUGUACUUCAUCGUUUGCUGCUAUUCCUUUGCAGCCUGCUCCUCGUGGUGGGGAUAAGGAUAACUCCGGCUUUUUUCUUUCGGGUCCGAUCGAGCGUGGGGCUUUGUCGGGUCCUCUUGAUUCGGGUCGGGUUCCGUUCUCCGCUCCACUCGGUGGGGCUUAUAAGACUAAGAAAAAGAAGAAAAAGACUUUUAAGAAGUUGUAUAGAAGUUUGUCGGAGAAGAAACGGCAAUGGGUAGUUCCGGUAGUUGGGAGGAAAGAGAAAGAGAAUGUUCUAGAAGAGGGGGAUGCUGAGAGGAGAAGAGAAGAGAAUGUUCUAGAAGAGGGUAGUAAUGUAAAUGUACAGUGGGCGUUAGGGAAGGCCGGGGAGGAUCGGGUACAUGUUGUCGUUUCGGAGGAGCUUGGGUGGUUGUUUGUUGGGAUUUAUGAUGGGUUUAAUGGCCCGGAUGCGCCGGAAUUUUUGAUGGGUCAUUUGUAUAAAGCUGUAUUUGGUGAACUCAAAGGAUUGUUUUGGGAUACCGAUGAUAACAAUGACAUUGUUGUUUCGGAAGGAGUGUCAGAUUGUGGCAAAAAUGGGGGUGAAAUUGUCAAUGCAGAUGAUGAUUCGGAGAUAAAUCGUGGUGGAGAGGGGUCAGUGGUGAAGAGGGUGACAUUUGAGGCGGAGUUAGAUAGAAAGGAAGUGAUAAGGAGGAAGUUGUGGGAGUUUCUAGCGGAGGAUGAGGCGGAUGAUGGGCUUGAUUUAUCGGGGUCGGAUAGGUUUGCAUUUUCGGUGGAUGAUGCGGUUAGUGUUAGUAAUGCAGCGUCGGGUGUGAGUAGGAGAUCGUUGUUGUUGUCGAAAUUGAAGCAAGGGUUAGGUAGGAGUAAAGAUGGUGGACACACUAGAGGAGGGUUGUUUCAAUGGAGGUUUGGUGUAGAGAAGGAUAAAGUAGAUAGUGUAGAGGAAGGUAAUAGAGUUCAGGAGGAGAUAGCGCGUAAAAAUGGUAGGAGGAGGAAAACGGGACCAGUGGAUCAUGAGUUGGUUUUGAGGGCGUUAUCGUUGGCAUUGGAGAAAACAGAGGGGGCUUAUUUGGAUUUGACUGAGAAGGUGAUUGAUCGGUAUCCAGAACUUGCGUUAAUGGGCUCGUGUUUAUUGGUUGUUUUGAUGAGGGAUGAGGAUGUGUAUGUGAUGAAUUUAGGGGAUAGUCGUGCUAUUGUUGCGCAAUUGGAACCACAAGAGAGUUGUUCUGAUGUGGGAUGUAAGGAGAAGACAGAAUGUGAGUCUAGUACUGAAGGCAUUAUCGAGGAAUGUGCGGAUAGUGGUGAGAAGCUAAGCAGUGUGGCCGAUGAGAUACCUUUGGAAGCUAUGAAGCUGAUGGCAUUGCAGCUUUCAACUGACCAUAGUACUAAUGUUGAUGAAGAAGUUUUAAGAAUCAAGAGUGAACAUCCAAAUGACAACCAAUGCAUAGUCAACGAUAGAGUAAAAGGCCGUCUUAAGGUUACCAGAGCAUUUGGAGCUGGUUUUCUCAAACAGGCCAGGUUUAAUGAUUCACUACUGGAGAUGUUCAGGAAUAAAUUCAUUGGUGAUGCACCAUAUGUAUCAUGCAUUCCAUCGCUUCGUCACCUGAAACUGGGACGUAGAGAUCAGUUCUUGGUGCUUUCAUCAGAUGGAUUAUACCAGUUUUUCAGUAAUCAGGAAGUGGUUUCUUUUGUGGAGAAUUUCUUGGAGAAAUACCCAGAUGGAGAUCCAGCACAACAUCUAAUUGAGGAGCUUCUGAACCGAGCUGCUAAAAAAGCAGGUAUGGAUUUUCAUGACUUGUUAGAUAUCCCACAAGGUGACCGCCGGAAAUACCAUGACGACGUCACUGUGAUGGUGAUUUCUCUAGAAGGGAGAAUUUGGAAGUCUUCAGGAAAAUACCUCUAAAAGAAUGUUCAUAUGGAAAUGUAAAAUGUGGCUCUUAUUGGAUUCGCCUAAGUGGAUAUGCUUCCAAUCAGAACCAUUGGGAUGAAAACCAAUAUAAACAUCAGUGUCUGUCAGGAAACGUAGACCGAGUUCUCCUAGGUUCAUCCCAAAAUUAGUCCUAGAACUUAAAAGGCAUGCUGUUCUAUGCUCGGAACUCAGGAAGAUUGUGAAAAAAAAAAAAAAAAAAAACCCAAUAGCAAGAAGAUGACAGAUGGGUAUGGUGAUGGAACAAGAUUGGGGAAAUUAUGGGUUGGUUGUGAUUGUUGGGAAUUUGAGAGGAAAGGGUUGUUUAAUCUGUAUUUUUCAUCUCUCCAUUGGGGGAUUUUGCGUAGGUAGAGUAGGUACAGGCUCUUCCAUUCAUUUUUUUUUUCUAUGUUUCUUUUGCCUUUUUUGAUUUAGAGCCUAAAAAGGGGGGUAUAGGGGAGAAAUUUGAUAUGGGGUAGGGGGUAAAGGGUAAAAAGGUUAUGUAAUUUCAGGUGGUGGAAUUUCCAUUAAUGCAGUUGACAGAUGAAAUUUAUACAUGAAUCUCGGUUCAGGGCA
Molecule: messenger RNA, 3233 nt
Organism: Amaranthus tricolor (Joseph's coat)
Lineage: Eukaryota; Viridiplantae; Streptophyta; Magnoliopsida; Caryophyllales; Amaranthaceae
Product: protein phosphatase 2C 29-like
Exons: 4
Coding region: 354-2654 (766 amino acids)
Biological process (GO): protein dephosphorylation
Molecular function (GO): protein serine/threonine phosphatase activity
Source: RefSeq, a predicted model, not a curated record